Oncorhynchus gorbuscha (pink salmon) is the source of this 4044-nucleotide messenger RNA. It is a transcript of the gene dalrd3, whose product is annotated as DALR anticodon binding domain containing 3. Gene Ontology annotation, molecular function: arginine-tRNA ligase activity; ATP binding; tRNA binding. NCBI's taxonomy places the organism in Eukaryota, Metazoa, Chordata, Actinopteri, Salmoniformes, Salmonidae. The transcript is spliced from 13 exons. Gene Ontology annotation, biological process: arginyl-tRNA aminoacylation; tRNA C3-cytosine methylation. The coding region runs from base 392 to 2092 and encodes 566 amino acids. The record is from RefSeq and is a predicted model, not a curated record.
AAUUAUAAUCAUUUAAAUAAAAUCACUGCGAGGACAUAGAAGUGCCCGUAGUUGCAGAAUCACCAUUAAAUGACCAACAUUGUUGAUGAAAGUUAAUUUACUAUGAAUUUCAUAGCUUGUGCUAAAAGGCCAACACUGCCACACACAAUAUGGCGCCAUAAACUCGCGCUUUUGCCCUGCUUCACAAGGAAACGGGACUCAGGGAAACAAUAUUUGCACUCUACAGUUCCGCAUUGUGGUUAGCAUGCAGUCAUUCACAGCCAAUACGAGAUCGAUCGACUAGAGCAGAGGAACACAUGUUUUGUCUAUUUGAAAAGUUAGCUGUCAUAAACACAAAUGACUACUAUACCGUUUAGCUCAGUUGAAGUGAUGAUUAGGUUGUGAGUUAGUGAUGGAGAACAUUGACGAGACACCGUUUCGGAUCACCCGUACCGUCCAAGCUCUGGGCUCCGCACUACGGGGAGAGCCUGAAAAUGUUCCCGAUGCCGGUCAGGGUAGCAGUGACAGAAUCUCGAGUGAGCCGGAGAAGCUUUGGUUUAAAGAAAGCAGCGCUAAGAAUCUCCAAAACAGGGAUUUCUUGUCACCCACUACGGUGCUGAAUACGCUUUAUGCAGACGGACAGGUUCCCCCAGCAGUGAUGGGUAGAGUGCUGUCCCUGAAAGGGUGUGGGGUUCUCCCUGUGGCUGGUGGGGAGGUCAUGGGAGAGGGGCUGAGGGUGCGGGUUGACCGGAUUGCCGCGUUUCAGAAGGUCCUGAGUGGAGUGUCGGCGUACCUGAAGCCUCCUAGCCAGAGACAGGGGGGUGUGGUGCUCAACUGCCCGGCCCUUCACCCCAAACCCAAUUUACCCUCCCCGGACACACUCACGCUGGGGCAACUACGCACCGUGCUGCUGACUGACCACUUAGGGGCGCUACUGAGGAGACAGGGGUUUACUGUGUCCUGCUGCCCUGUGCUGCCUGAAGAUAGCAACAUCAUCGUCUUCCUCCGAAUACUUGGCGUCGAUUGGCCCUCAGUGCCGGUCAGCUGGACCAAUGACGAGAGGGAGGAGAAGAUGUUGGAGGCUUUACAGAAUUCCCCGUACAAAGAAAGAGAGGAGACAGAUGGAGGAAGGCGAGAGACUGAAGAAAAGAAGAUGGAGGGAGAGAAGGAGUGGGGGACGCUCAGGGUGAACUUGAAGAGGGUGUUUCAGGAGGAGCAGCUGCCAGGGUAUGACCCCAGCCUGGGUACCUGUACAGUGCAACGAGACAGUGUGUCUCAUCUGGCCCAACUGGACAGGGCUACUGCAGACUGCACAGUAUCCACAGCAACCGUGGUACAUGUCACUUCCUGUCAGGAUGAGUUCCGCCAGCAGCAGAUAGCGAUGCUCUGGAGAGCCAGCGGUGCAACAGUGACACAGAGGCAUCUAGUUUGUGGACCAGUGAAGACUCCUGGAAGUCACCUCAGUGCGGCCCAGUAUCUCCAACUGAGAAGAGUGCAGAUGAAGGAGGCCUCAGAGAUGAAGUACGGAGAACAAGUCGAAGGCCAGACUUGGGAUGACAUCAUCAAGGUCAUGACCUCAGCCACUGUGAGGUUUGAGCUGCUCUCAACGGUCCAUAUGAGCCCGGUCACCCUGGACGUGCAGAGGGAAGGCAGUGUGUCCACCAAAGGUCCCAGAGGCGGAGUCUUUGUCAUGUACAACUGUGCUCGGCUCCACACCCUCUUUGACAGUUACGAGCGAGGCAUGGAGAAGGGACUUUACCCUGAAAUCCCAGAGGGCUCCCAGUUGGACUUCUCAGCUCUAAAAGAAGAGGGGGAGUGGCUUCUUCUGUUCAAUUACCUCAUUCCAUUCUCUGAGCUUCUCGACCAAUCAGGACAGGCGUUGGAGUGUGAUGGAGGGGCCAGAGUCAACCUGAAGACUGAACAGAUCUGCAAGUUCCUGGUGUCUCUCAGUAAGGAUUUUAGCUCCUAUUACAACAGAGUCCACGUCCUUGGGGAGCCGUUGCCUCACCUCUUCAAUCAGAUGUUCUGUCGGCUGCAGUUGUUGAGAGCACUGAGAGAGCUCUACCAUCGCGCGUUGGAUACUCUUCACCUUCCUCCCAUCCGGCAGCUAUAGCCACAAAUACCCCAACUGUAGCCCCGAAUAUAGCCCCAACUGUAGCCCUGAAUAUAGCCCCAACAUACCCCAACUGUAGCCCCGAAUAUAGCCCCAACAUGCCCCAACAAAUGCCCCCAAAAUACCCCAACUGUAGCCCCAACAUGCCCCAACAAAUGCCCCCAAAUACUCCAACUAUAUAAGGCCUAAUAACUGGCGUAAAUUAUCACUAGCCUAUCCCCUACAUGAAAUACACAUAUAAAUGUCACUUUUACUACUGUACUGUAGCUAUUAGGCUUUUACCCCCCCCCCCCCCCCCCCAAUUAAAACCCUGUGAAGUCCUCUUAUGUAUAUGUGACAUACACCUGGUAUUACACCCAGUCUAUUUACUGUUGAUGAAAGAAACUGUCGAGAUAAUUUGCACCCCUGUGUGAAGCCUUGGUCUCCCCAGACGUAUCACCAGUCUCUGAUGCACCACAGAUGCAGCCUCUACCAGAGACCCUCACUGCCUUUGAAAUGAUGAACAUCUGCCUGUCUUCGGUCUUCCCUUCUACAAUACCAUAGACACUAUUCCGCUAACAGACACUGCCCUAGAGCCAUAGAUACAGUAUUUACACACACUGUAUGUACAGUGAGCACUGCCCCCGUCCUCAUCACUAGAUAUUGCGCCUGGCCACAAUGAGCCAUUUACUGUCCCCUUCUCCCUUCCCCUCCUACUUGAAUAAUACAAAGAUAUAUAUAUUUCAUUGGAACUGGCUGUGUCAGUAUUAUAUAUAUAUAUUGUGGUAAACCGUGGGGUGUGAAAUUGCUCGGUCUUCCUUCUCUCUCUUAACCGGUGUCCAUCUCUCACCCGCGGUGUGUCACCAUGCUCCUUUUGGGGCGGCAGGGUAGCCUAGUGGUUAGAGCGUUGGACUAGUAACCGGAACGUUGCGAGUUCAAACCCCCGAGCUGACAAGGUACAAAUCUGUUAUUCUGCCCCUGAACAGGCAGUUAACCCACUGUUCCUAGGCCGUCAUUGAAAAUAAGAAUUUGUUCUUAACUGACUUGCCUGGUUAAAUAAAGGUAAAAUUAAUUUGAAAAAUUAUCCGUUAAUUUACCAGGUAAGUUGACUGAGAACACGUUCUCAUUUGCAGCAACCACCUGGGGAAUAGUUACGGGGAUGAAUGAGCCAAUUGUAAACUGGGGAUUAUUAGGUGACCGUGAUAGUUGGAGGGCCAGGUUGGAAAUUUAGCCAGGACACCGGGGUUAACACCCCUACUCUUACAAUAAGUGCCAUGGGAUCUUUAAUGACCUCAGAGAGUCAGGACCCCCGUUUAACAUCCAAUCCGAAAGACUGCACCCUACACAGGGCAGUGUCACUGCCCUGGGGCAUUGGGAUAUUUUGUUUUUAGACCAGAGGAAAGAGUGCCUCCUACUGGCCCUCCAACACCACUUCCAGCAGCAUCUGGUCUCCCAUCCAGGAACUGACCAGGACCAACCCUGCUUAGCUUCAGAAGCAAGCCAGCAGUGGUAUGCAGGGUGGUAUGCUGCUGGUAUUUGGCCUCCACGGCUGGUUGGCACUUUCCUCUAAUCACCUCCACUUAGAGCUGUCCGUGUCGGGGUGCCCAGCUCCCGUAUUCCCAGCAGAGGGAGCCAACGUCGACUCACGUACCUCCCCUCUAUUACCAUCCCCCGGGGCAGACCUCCUGGGAUACCACAAUGUAUAUAUGGAAUGAUACAUGUGACAUAGACUAACCCACCACCACCACAGUACUUCUGUUGUGCCAAAGUAUUAUACAGUACUGUCCCAGAUCCCCGUUCUCCAUUGUCGCUCUGUGCCAUAUCUUGGACUGUUGUUAUUGUGUACGUUUUUUGUGUUUUUAUGGUGACCCGAGCUUUACACGGACUCUCACUCUCUCCCACAAUGUUGUCAACUGUGCAUUGGGCCAAUAUAUUUUCCACCUAGAUCAAUAAAUGAGUGUUGACCUCGGUGA